AAAGAACUUGAGCGCGAGGAAGAAGGUAAGAUGGCGGAUGCGAGAAUGACCAAGGCAUUGGCAUGAACAGAAUUCGCAUCCAUGUUUUGCCUUCAAGUCGGGGGCGACUCACCCCUGUGCCAAGGCCACAAGAAGCCUUGUUGUGUGCCUUUGCUCAUCGUCCAUGUUCUCAGCCUCGUUUGGAGGGACAUGAAUUCUGCAUUAAGCACAUCCUUGAAGACAGGAAUGCUCCCUUCAAGCAAUGCAGCUACAUUUCCACUAAGAAUGGGAAGAAAUGCCCAAGUGCAGCUCCCAAGCCUGAGAAGAAGGAUGGAGUAUCAUUCUGUGCUGAACAUGCUCGCAGAAAUGCCCUGGCACUGCAGGCUCAGAUGAAGAAGUCCAAUCCUAGCCCUGUGCGAGAAUCUCUCCUCUGCCAGCUGAGCUCCUAUGCCAAGACAGAGCUGGGCUCUCAGACUCCAGAGAAUAGUCGGAGUGAGGCUAGCCGGAUCCUGGAUGAGGACAGCUGGAGUGAUGGAGAGCAGGAGCCUCUUACUGUGGACCAGACGUGGAGAGGUGAUCCUGACAGUGAAGCAGAUAGCAUUGACAGUGACCAAGAGGAUCCCUUGAAACAUGCUGGUGUGUACACUGCUGAGGAAGUGGCAUUGAUUAUGCGAGAGAAACUGAUCCGGCUGCAGUCUCUGUAUAUUGAUCAGUUCAAACGGCUUCAGCACCUCCUGAAAGAGAAGAAACGCCGGUACCUGCACAGCCGCAAGGUGGAACAUGAAACCAUAGGUAGCAGCCUCCUGACAGGCCCAGAGGGACUUCUGGCUAAAGAACGUGAAAACCUGAAGCGGCUGAAAUACUUGAGGCGAUAUCGGCAGCGUUAUGGUGUGGAGGCUCUUCUACACCGGCAGCUGAAGGAACGCAGAAUGCUGGCCACUGAGGGUGCUGCCCAGCAGGCACAUACUACUCGUUCCAGCCAGAGGUGUUUGGCCUUUGUGGAUGAUGUUCGGUGUUCCAAUCAGUCUCUCCCAAUGGCAAGACACUGCCUUACUCAUAUUUGCCAGGACACCAAUCAGCUUCUCUUUAAGCUGUGCCAAGGGUCAGAAGAAGCACCCUGCAGCAAGCCAGUGCCUGUAAGCCUCUCUGAAGAUCCCUGCUGCCCACUCCAUCUCCAACUACCGCCUCAGAUGUAUGUUCCUGAACAGGUACUGUCUGUUCCCGAGGAGCUGGAAGCUGCUUCCACGGAUCUGUACUUGAGCGCAGCUGAACUCCGGCCCACAGAGAGCUUGCCGCUGGAGUUCAGUGAUGACUUGGAUGUUGUUGGGGAUGGCAUGCAGUGCCCCCCUUCUCCCCUGCUCUCUGAUCCUUCUACUGCACUUGAGAACCAGUUAAAUAAAAAUGUUGCUGAUGCACCCAUAAAUGUGUAUUCGAGUGAAGAGUCAGCUCAGCAGGGACUUCUGAACCAGGCUGCACAGCUAGGCAGAGGGAGCUUUUCCAGACAAACUGCAUCUCCGGCCUCUGAGUUACCACAAGAACUACUAUCACAGAAUAUACAGCAUCUUGUGACAAGUGGGUCUGGGCUGGAGGAGGGUAAAAAGGAAGAACCUGCAACUAAUGGGAAUUCAGAACCAGCCCCCAUCAGCUGAUAGCACUCGUAACAGAUGGAGGUCCACCUGGAUGAUGAAGCAAUUGCUCGUCUUGAACUCCUUCUUACUCUUUGUGUUUAUAAUUCUCCCUAUUAAAUCUUCCCAGAUUAGCGAAAUGUCUGUCUGGAAGGCCACGUGGCAGGUGGGUUUCCGAUGCUGUUCCAAUGGCCACCUUCAGAUCUUGUUCAGUGAUUGCCUUUUACAUUUUAAAAAAGAAAACAGAAGUUGGUAUCUGAUGUAAAUUCAGAAGAAGCAUGAGAGAUUCAAUGUUUAAUGAAUACAAACACUGGGAGGCUAUGCCUAUUUUAUAUUCGUAGUCACAAUUAUAGGCUUUGAUAAGAGGAAAUGGCUUGGAGUAUUUUCCGUAGUUUGGGUUAUUGGGCAUAUGUAUGAAGUCAUGGGCUUGUCCAUGAUAAAGGACAAGCCCACAGCUUUUAAUUAGCUGUGCUGUUCACUAGCCUGUUUAAGUCUGAUUGUGCAAAGGCUGCACAACUGUCUUUCUCUUUCUUUUCUCUAGCACUGAAGUUUGUAAAUAGAUUCCCACCUGUAGCUUUAAUUUGUGUACAGAUCCCAAUGUAGCAUAACAAUAAAGACACUGGAUAAAGUUUA
Molecule: messenger RNA, 2237 nt
Organism: Elgaria multicarinata webbii
Lineage: Eukaryota; Metazoa; Chordata; Lepidosauria; Squamata; Anguidae
Gene: KANSL2
Product: KAT8 regulatory NSL complex subunit 2
Exons: 10
Coding region: 63-1628 (521 amino acids)
Cellular component (GO): NSL complex
Source: RefSeq, a predicted model, not a curated record